ACAAAUCGGAGCUGCUGCUGACUUGUGAUUUUUUCUAAACGAGCAAUGGCGAGUCGGCCGAAAAAGGAAUUCGAAGAUUCUUCGGAAGAGGAAAACGAAGAAUUCAUGAAACUCUUGUUCAGCGAAAAAAUGAAGAAAAUAAUUAUCGAGGCGGACUCAGAGGAGGAUGCAUCAUCGGAGGAGGCACCAUUGGAGGAGGCACCAUCCACAAGCCACAGGCGCAAGAAGAAGAAGCGCCAAAGGAUGUAUUCUUCGGAGGACGCAGAGGAGGAGGAAAGUUCCUCCACAAGCCGCAAGCGCAAGCGCAAGAAGAAGCGCCGCAAGAAGUCCAAGUCUUCUGACAGGUAGGACGUAACAGAUAUUUUCAUUUAGGGCUGAGCAGCUAAAAUGCUUUGCGUACUUAUAACGUGGUGAAACAUCGAUGGUUGAAAAAAAACAUCGAAAAUUUCAAAAACAUCGAUGCAUCGAUGUUUUCAUCGAUGUUUUGACACCUCUAUAGCACUAACUGGCAAAAUGUAAUAACAGGUAUUUUAACAGCAAUCCAUCAACGGUCACUCUUAAACAGUUUUUGCAUUUUGGGCCGCACGUUUUUU
Molecule: messenger RNA, 593 nt
Organism: Drosophila suzukii
Lineage: Eukaryota; Metazoa; Arthropoda; Insecta; Diptera; Drosophilidae
Source: RefSeq, a predicted model, not a curated record